GCCGAGCCGAAAAACUGAUAGCCUUUUUUUGAUUAAUACGACGCAUUUUCCUUGUGCCCUGACCUGAAUGGAGAUGGGACAAUAACCUUGCCGAUGAGAGACCACCCUCUACGCCGAGGUAUAAAAAACUGGAGCAAAUGAUUGCCCAGCGCUUGUUCUUGUUCUUGUCCUUUUGCCCCUGUUAUGAAUUUCGAGCUCGCGAUACGCAACGUCAUGCAGGGCAAAGUCAAGGAGCUCUUCUUGGUCAUCCUUGGCGUAUUGUUCUUCUCAUAUUUGAUACGAAGGAGGCAGGCGCGUCUGCGCGCUAACCCUCGUCGUCUUCCAUUGCCUCCUGGUCCAAAGCUCCUUCCGAUUAUCGGUAAUCUUCUGGAUAUCCCCCGCGAUAGUGAAGCCGCUCGGUACAACAGGCUUGCUCGAGAACAUGGGGACCUCGUGUUUUUGAGCGUCUUUGGGAAAACGAUCUUGGUCGUCAAUACUUACCAGGUUGCCAAUGAUUUAUUCGAGAAGCGCUCUUCCAACUAUUCUGACCGAAAUGAACUACCUAUGAUCAACGAUUUAAUGGGCUGGGACUGGAGUUUCGGUCAUAUGCCGUAUGGCGAUCGUUGGAAAGCCCAUCGGAAAAUAUUCCACGCUCACUUCCAAUCAUCGGUCGUGUCGGUCUACUGGCCCAUUCAACUCAAGGAAGCCCACAAGCUGCUUCGUCGUCUGCUACACGAACCUGAAGAAUUACUGGAACAUCUUCGUCAUAACUCGGCUAGCACGAUCAUGAACGUAACAUACGGUAUAGAAGUAUCAGAUGAAGACGACCGAUACAUAACCGUGGCAGAGAAGGCCUUGGAUGGAAUGGCGAAAGCCGCGCAUCCCGGAGCUUUCCUUGUCGACAUUUUCCCUAUUCUAAAACAUGUCCCCGAGUUCAUGCCCUUCGCUGGAUUUAAGAGGAAGGCUCGAGAAUGGAGGAAAGCAGUCAUGGAAAUGCGUGAUGCUCCUUAUGAAGCCGUUAAGAAUGCAUUGAAACAAGGAACGGCAACUCCAUGCUUUGUUUCUUAUCUUCUCGAUGACUUGGAAGCGAAGAAAGAGAAUAAGCAACAAGAAGAUACAAUUCGUAAUUGCGCAGGACUUGCCUUGGCUGCCGGAGCUGAAAGCACUGUAUCCUCUCUUUCCUCGUUCAUGCUCGCUAUGGUCCUGUACCCCGACGUCCAAAGCAAAGCUAGGCACGAAAUCGACACCGUUAUUGGACAAGGCCGACUUCCAGACUUUAGCGACCGCGGAUCUCUUCCGUAUGUUGACGCCGUAGUCAAAGAGGUGCUCAGGUGGAACCCCGUCGCACCCCUCGGUCUACCACAUAUGGUGACGCACGACGACGAAUACAACGGCUACUUCAUUCCCGCAGGCACCACAAUCGUCGGCAACAGCUGGACCAUUCUACACGAUCCAGUCACUUAUCCAGAUCCCGGAAGAUUCAAUCCUGAGCGAUUCCUCGGUGCUGAGAAAGGUAGCGCAGUGUUUGACCACGUCUCAGUAGCUUUUGGAUACGGGCGCCGUAUUUGUCCUGGAAGGUUCAUGGCAGAAGGCCAGCUCUGGGUAUCCGUGGCCUGUAUUCUCAGUGCCUUUGAUAUUUCUCCGGGGUAUGACGAAAACGGGAAACCGGUACACACACAAGCGGCGUUUGCAUCGGGAAUGAUAUCACAUCCUUUGCCUUUCAAAUGUACUAUUACGCCGAGGAGUGAGCUUUCUAGGAAACUUGUUGAGCAGACUGCAGACCUAGCACCCUAGUUUGACCAGAAUUAUGUUUGUUUAAGAUACUUGUAUAUUAUAUGCGUAGUAAAAGUAGCGUAACAGAAGUUAAACAAAGUAUGCAUUUUGAUUAACGUGGAGCAAUCUUAAAGGGGGUAGUGAUGUACGAAUGCAUGCUGAUAGUGCUCGAGUACCAGCCACUAGUGACGGAUCAGCCUUCAGAUAUACUCAACCAAGUUGAGAGGAUUCUUGUCAAUUCA
Messenger RNA from Desarmillaria tabescens, 1994 nucleotides. Its product is annotated as cytochrome P450. NCBI's taxonomy places the organism in Eukaryota, Fungi, Basidiomycota, Agaricomycetes, Agaricales, Physalacriaceae. The coding region runs from base 184 to 1773 and encodes 529 amino acids. The transcript has 13 exons. Gene Ontology annotation, molecular function: iron ion binding; monooxygenase activity; oxidoreductase activity, acting on paired donors, with incorporation or reduction of molecular oxygen. The record is from RefSeq and is a predicted model, not a curated record.